Sesamum indicum (sesame) is the source of this 1277-nucleotide messenger RNA. Its product is annotated as protein-L-isoaspartate O-methyltransferase 1. NCBI's taxonomy places the organism in Eukaryota, Viridiplantae, Streptophyta, Magnoliopsida, Lamiales, Pedaliaceae. The record is from RefSeq and is a predicted model, not a curated record. Gene Ontology annotation, molecular function: protein-L-isoaspartate (D-aspartate) O-methyltransferase activity. Gene Ontology annotation, cellular component: cytoplasm. Gene Ontology annotation, biological process: protein modification process.
AGAGGGAGAGGGGUAUAGAAAAUGCGAGAGAGUCGGAAACAAUUAAAAAAUGCCUUCCACGUCCUAUUACUCUUCAGUUAUCGCGUGCGCCUCCCGCUAUCGUGCGCCCCUGAAGUUAUCCUUUUUAUACCUCACUCCCCGCCACUUCCACCACCGCCGCCUUACCACCAUCCCUCCCUUGCAGCUCGCCGCCGCCCUCACCACCUUCUCCUCCCGCUGCUGCCGCCUUCCUAGCCCUCACCUCUCCACGGGGAACUCUCUCUUCUCCCGCAUGGAGGUCAUGAGACGGAUCUUUAUGUUACCUUUAAUCUCAACAUUGUUUUAUGUUUCCCACCAGCGAUUCUGGACUGGUAGUAGUAUCAGUAAGAACAAACAAAUGGUGGAGCAUUUGCAAAGCUAUGGAGUGCUAAGGUCAAAGAAAGUAGCAGAAGUAAUGGAAACCAUUGAUAGGGCUUUGUUUGUACCUGAGGGCGCACCACCAUAUGUUGAUAGUCCAAUGCAGAUAGGUCAUAAUGCUACAAUUUCUGCACCUCAUAUGCAUGCCAUGUGCCUUGAGUUGUUGGAGGACCACUUGAAGCCUGGCAUGCAUGCUUUGGAUAUCGGUUCAGGGACGGGGUAUUUGACUGCAUGCUUUGCGGUUAUGGUUGGACCACGAGGUCGUGCUGUUGGUGUAGAACAUAUUCCUGAGUUGGUUGAAUCUUCCAUAAAAAAUAUCCAAAAGAGUGCAGCUGCUCCACUCUUUGAACAAGGAUCCCUCUCGGUACAUGUUGGUGAUGGGAGACUAGGAUGGCCUGAGUUUGCACCUUAUGAUGCUAUCCACGUUGGAGCUGCUGCACCUGAAAUUCCUCCGGCACUUAUCGAACAAUUGAAACCUGGUGGUAGAUUGGUGAUCCCAGUGGGGAACAUCUUCCAGGACCUGCAAGUUGUAGACAAGAAUGCCGAUGGCUCAUUAAGCGUCCGUAGCGAGACUUCAGUUCGAUACGUACCACUGACAAGCCGAGAAGCUCAGCUUCGGGGUUAUUAGUGGUAUGUGUUCACAGCAGGUACACAAUGCUAGGGGCUUGAUCUGGAUGGUAUGCCUGUGAUAUGUCAUAUGAAUCAAUGCCUCUUUCCCCGUCCAAGCGGAAAAAAGAAGGGUUAUGUCAAGAACUCAUCGCCUUUGUACAUAGAAGUUUGUUUUUCGUCCUUUGCAUGUAAUUAUUAGCAUAAAAUUUCAAUCUCUACUACCAAUAACAUGGUAAUUGCAUUCUUAUAUUAGCUGUACAUAUUUCAACUAA